Neoarthrinium moseri is the source of this 471-nucleotide messenger RNA. RefSeq lists its product as uncharacterized. The coding region runs from base 1 to 471 and encodes 156 amino acids. The record is from RefSeq and is a predicted model, not a curated record. The transcript is spliced from 2 exons. Lineage: Eukaryota; Fungi; Ascomycota; Sordariomycetes; Amphisphaeriales; Apiosporaceae.
AUGUUCAUCACGCUUUCACUUUCGACAACUGUUAGUUCCUCGUCAAACCUCUCUGAACACACACACAUGAUGGCCUUUCGAGGUAGAACAAGGACACGACGUAAACGUUCUCUAUGCCCUUCGCCAGACACCCUGAGUUCUUAUACAUCGGACGAACCGGACGGAACUUCGGAUGCAGGCGUCGCAGAGCCUGAGACAGUGGGCUCAGAUGGUUCAGCGGUGUUACCGGAGCCGCAUAUCCUGGAUGUGUGGGGUAGGAAGGCAUUGGCCGACGACAACGACAACGACAACGGCAACAAUACUAAACAAAAUAAUAUGACAUCGUUCAGGCAUGUUGGACAGAGCCUCUCUUCCUUUCGAGAUGACAACAAUGACGAGCCAUCCCAGAACGUAGUCCAGAUCAUUGCAGCGCUCAGCCAGAUUCAGGAGGGAAUAGAGAGCCUCAAGAUUGCUAUUAGCAAAGCCAAGUGA